Messenger RNA from Jatropha curcas, 1708 nucleotides. Lineage: Eukaryota; Viridiplantae; Streptophyta; Magnoliopsida; Malpighiales; Euphorbiaceae. The record is from RefSeq and is a predicted model, not a curated record.
GUUAAGGCACAAUCAUUUCGAUGAGGCGCCUUACACAAUACCUAAAAAUAUAAAAUAUCUAAACGCGAAAUUAGAAAUAUAAUAUUCAAUUUAAAAAUUCGAAUAACAAUUCCUUUAGCGAACAUAUAUGAGAGAGAAGAGACUGAAACUCCAAGAUCAAGACUUUACCGAGUCGACCAAACAACAACAACAAAAGCAACAAGAACAAAAUCUCUAUCGUCUAUUCAAAGGUCAAUAAUUGAUAGAUUUUGUAAAGAUGAGCGACAAUUUGAUGGACAAAGUAAGCGCUUUUGGUGAGCGCCUCAAGAUUGGAGGUGCUGAGGUAGGUCGAAAGAUGACUGCAGGUAUGAGCUCAAUGAGUUUCAAGAUGAAGGAGUUGUUUCAAGGUCCGAACCAGGCCGAUAAACUUGUUGAAGAAGCCACAGCAGAGACUCUUGAAGAGCCUGAUUGGGCUUUAAAUCUAGAUAUUUGUGAUAUGAUUAAUCAUGAAAAAGUUAGUAGCGUUGAAUUAAUUCGUGGCAUAAAGAAGCGGAUAAUGUUGAAGGAUGCUAGGAUUCAGUACUUGGCCUUGGUGUUGCUGGAGACUUGUGUUAAGAACUGUGAGAAGGCUUUCUCGGAGGUUGCAGCUGAGAGAGUCCUCGAUGAAAUGGUGAAGCUGAUUGAUGAUCCUCAAACUGUUGUUAAUAAUAGGAAUAAGGCUCUGACGCUGAUUGAAGCAUGGGGGGAAUCAACUAGUGAGCUGCGCUAUUUGCCUGUAUAUGAAGAAACAUACAAGAGUUUAAGAUCAAGGGGUAUCCGGUUCCCUGGUCGUGACAAUGAGAGUUUGGCACCUAUCUUUACCCCUCCUCGUACAGUUUCAGCACCGGAAGUGGAUGCAAAUCUUGCUCAGCAGAUUCAGCAUGAUAUGCCCGUGGUAAGCUUUACAGCUGAACAAACUAAGGAAGCAUUUAAUGUGGCAAGAAAUAGCAUUGAACUUCUCACAACGGUCUUAUCCUCUUCACCCAAACAAGAUGCUUUACAGGAUGAUUUGACAACUACACUCGUACAGCAGUGCCGUAGGUCUCAAACUACCGUUCAGAGAAUCAUUGAAACAGCAGGAGAUAAUGAAGCGUUGCUCUUUGAAGCCUUGAAUGUGAAUGACGAGAUCCAGAAAGUUCUCUCCAAGUAUGAAGAGCUGAAGAAGCCUUCCACUCUCUCUUCUGAGUCUGAACCUGCUAUGAUUCCUGUUGCUGUUGAACCUGAUGAUUCACCUGUACAUGGAAAAGAAGAUGCCUUGAUUAGGAAGCCAGCAGGUUCACGGGGUGGAACACAUGGAGGAAGCAACGAUGACAUGAUGGAUGAUCUUGAUGAGAUGAUAUUCGGUAAGAAAAGUGGAGGCACAUCUGAAGGUGCACACGAGCCAAAGACACAGCAAUCUUCAAAAAAUGAUCUCAUCUCCUUUUGAGAUGCUCGGAUUGGAUAAUUCCAUAUUUAUAGGAAACUGAGGCCUUUGACAUCAGGCCACCUAGGUGUUCAGAUGAAUUACAUUUUUUUUAAAUGGUUUAAACCUUCAUAAACAGGACUGAUGAUUUUUUUUUUUUUUUUUCCUGCAUAACACUUGGAUUGUUCUCUGGCGAUUUCUGUGAGUAGCUUAUGUUUCUUGUUGAUACGAUUGCUUGACAUGAUAUAUAUAUCUAUGUUAUGGAAACAUUCAGUUGUUUGGAUUUUA